AUGGACCACCGUAUCAUCGAUUCCCAGCAUAACUGGCCCAACCCGGUCAACGACUCUGAUAGUGGUCAACCCUCGACUUGGCAGGACUGGGACUUUGAUGGGCAGAACAACUCCUACGACAAUUAUGCUCAAUCGGUUGCGCAGAAUGUUUUUGAUGAGUUUCUCAAUGGGGGCACUUCAGCAUCGCCUGAUACACAGGUCAUCAAGAAGAAGCAGGGAAGUGUUGGAUCGGAGCAUGGCUGCCAGAUGGGUUUCCAUGUCGCCUCAGCACCUUCAUUAGCCGAGAAGCACGGCAACAACUUACAAGACAAUAUGCAGCCCACCUCGUGCCCUGCCGCUGACUACGGGGGAAGUGAUUGUGGUCAAGCUGCAGUCAGUGUCGACAACAAAUGCGACGAGACAUGUAGGGCCUCCCCAGAAAGUCACUCUAGCAAGGAACUUCAUCCAGAACCAUUGCAGGUCCCACGACUCGACCAGAACAUGAUGUCCCUGGCUAUUGGUCAAGGUGGUAACGAGCAUGCGAAGCACGAAAUUGAUGUUAAGCUCGAGAAAAGCUCCUCUAUGAUGGGCAGUUUGCUCAAUACACCCGCAUUUCAAUAUGAUCAAGGCCGUCCUUUGAGCAUACACUUUCAGUCUCCGUUCCAGUCGCAAAAUAAUACAUCUCGAGUACAACAGCAACAAAUAUUACCGAAUGGACCGAUACCAGCAAAACGACGGCAAAAGGGUCAAACCGAAAUGCUUCGCUCCCAGGGAAUACAAGGGCUGCAAGGUUCAAGGUCCAAUAUUGUCUCUUUUCCGAAUCUGUCUUCACAAUUGCCUGCCUAUCAGAACGACCUCAUCUCAACCUCGUCAUCCUCCUCAAAUGAGACUAUCAAUUUCAACGGUGGUCAACAACAAACCCAGAAUUAUUUACCACAGCUCCAUAUUCCUAGUAUCACCGCAUUCUACAACCCCCCAAUGCCCUUCCCGCCGAACCACAAUCAGCAACAAAAUCUAAGCAGCAGCUCCAUGACCGUAGGGCAGAUAGCCAUCAUCCGUCAAGAACAAAUUUCAAGGCUCCGAGGAGAUAUCUUCAACGAGGUCAAGCUUCACCUCCAGAUAAUGACUGCCUACUUCACGCACGCGCUCAAACAUCUUUCCAGGGACUUCUCACCCGCAGCGGCUCAAGCUAAGCAGCAUUGGCUCGAAUCAGCAAAGGUUUGGCUCAGCACGGUCCCGGAGGCGUGGAAGAACAAUCUGCCAGUUACGCAGUCCCGUUCACACCCUGUCGAGAAGAUGAUAAUUCAAAAAAUCCACAUCCAGGGCCUGGUAGAGGCGGCACGUCGCCACAAAAUUCCGAAUAAGACAUGGCCACACACCCCUGAAGAGUGGAAACAAGAUAUCAGCAUCACUGCUCACUGGGAGGAAUUGAAACUGAUGAAGACGUGGACGGCAAUGUUCAACGGUAUGCUGCAGGAUCUGCGAUCGAAAUUUCCGCUACUGGAAGAUGCGUUGGAGGAGAUCCGUGCCGGUGGUGGUUGGGAUCAGCUGCUGGGUGGUGAUGAUGUAAAGACGGAGACGGAUGAGGAUUCGUGA
This is a messenger RNA of Endocarpon pusillum Z07020, 1575 nucleotides long. RefSeq lists its product as uncharacterized. Lineage: Eukaryota; Fungi; Ascomycota; Eurotiomycetes; Verrucariales; Verrucariaceae. The record is from RefSeq and is a predicted model, not a curated record. The coding region runs from base 1 to 1575 and encodes 524 amino acids. The transcript has a single exon.